Dromiciops gliroides (monito del monte) is the source of this 5076-nucleotide messenger RNA. RefSeq names its product malic enzyme 2 (gene ME2). The record is from RefSeq and is a predicted model, not a curated record. Gene Ontology annotation, biological process: pyruvate metabolic process; malate metabolic process. The coding region runs from base 243 to 1997 and encodes 584 amino acids. Gene Ontology annotation, cellular component: mitochondrion. Lineage: Eukaryota; Metazoa; Chordata; Mammalia; Microbiotheria; Microbiotheriidae. Gene Ontology annotation, molecular function: malate dehydrogenase (decarboxylating) (NADP+) activity; malate dehydrogenase (decarboxylating) (NAD+) activity; NAD binding. The transcript has 16 exons.
CGCGCCCACCCAUCACUUUCCCUGCACCCCGCCCCUUUACCGGAUCUCGCUAGUGUCCGCCAGGCCGCCUUCAGCCUGAGCUGAGACUGAGCUGAGUCUGAGCCCGCUCGUUGCACGGAAAAGGGGAGGGAAAAGCGGCGGCGGCCGAGAAGGAGCAUUGUCUGGGCAGGUGGAAGACGAUACGUUGCCCCGCAGCUAGCAGCACCACCUGUCGCUAGACGAGGAGCCCGGUAAAAGAGAAGAUGUUCUCCAGAUUAAGAAUAGUUACUUCUCCUUGUAUAUUGGCAUGUCGAAGUGUGCACACCAGAGAAAAAGGCAAGCCUUUAAUGUUGAAUCCAAGAACAAACAAAGGAAUGGCAUUUACAUUGCGAGAACGACAAAUGCUUGGACUUCAAGGACUUCUACCUCCUAAAAUAGAGACACAGGAUAUUCAAGCUUUACGAUUCCACAGAAACAUAAAAAGAAUAAGUGAUCCUUUGGAAAAAUAUAUCUAUAUAAUGGGGGUCCAAGAAAGAAAUGAAAAGUUAUUUUAUAGGAUUCUUCAAGAUGAUAUUGAAAGAUUAAUGCCAAUAGUAUAUACCCCAACAGUGGGUCUAGCCUGUUCACAAUAUGGACACAUCUUUCGAAGACCAAGGGGAUUAUUUAUUUCAAUCUCAGACAGAGGCCAUAUUAGAUCAAUUGUGGAUAACUGGCCAGAAAAUGAUGUUAAGGCUGUUGUGGUAACUGACGGAGAGAGAAUAUUGGGUCUUGGAGAUCUGGGUGUCUAUGGAAUGGGAAUUCCAGUAGGAAAGCUUUGUUUAUAUACAGCUUGUGCUGGAAUACGACCAGAUAAGUGCCUCCCUGUGUGUAUUGACGUGGGAACUGACAAUCCAUCACUCUUAAAAGAUCCAUUUUAUAUGGGCUUAUAUCAGAAGAGAGAUCGUUCACAGCGUUAUGAUGACCUGAUUGAUGAAUUUAUGGAAGCCAUUACCGACAGAUAUGGCCAGAACACACUUAUUCAGUUUGAAGACUUUGGAAAUCAUAAUGCUUUCAGGUUCCUGAGAAAAUAUCGAGAAAAAUAUUGCAUCUUUAAUGAUGAUAUUCAAGGGACAGCUUCUGUAGCACUAGCAGGUCUUCUUUCUGUACAGAAAUUUCUUGGUAAACCAAUCUCAGAGCAUACUAUCUUGUUCCUUGGAGCUGGAGAGGCUGCUCUUGGAAUUGCAAAUCUCAUUGUUAUGGCCAUGAUGGAAAAUGGCAUUUCGGAAGAAGUAGCACGAAAAAAAAUCUGGAUGUUUGACAAGUUUGGCUUAUUAGUUAAGGGAAGGAAAGAUAUGAUAGAUAGCCAUCAAGAACCAUUUGCUCACUUAGCUCCUGAAAACAUACCUAAUACUUUUGAAGAUGCAGUAAAUGUACUUAAACCUACAGCUAUUAUUGGUGUUGCAGGUGCAGGCCGACUUUUUACUCCUAAUGUGAUCAAAGCCAUGGCCUCAAUCAAUGAGCAGCCAGUGAUAUUUGCAUUAAGUAAUCCAACAGUAAAGGCUGAAUGCACAGCUGAAGAAGCAUACACCCUUACAGAGGGUCGAUGCCUAUUUGCCAGUGGUAGUCCAUUUGAGCCUGUGAAAUUACAAGAUGGGAGAUGUUUUAUCCCAGGCCAAGGAAACAAUGCUUACAUUUUCCCAGGUGUGGCUCUAGCUGUAAUUCUUAGUGGUGUUCGGCAUAUCAAUGAGCAUGUCUUUCUAGAAGCUUCAAAGGCAUUGGCAGAACAAGUGACAGAAAAGGAACUAGCCCAGGGAAGGCUGUACCCACGACUCUCUAAUAUUCAGGAAGUUUCAAUUAACAUUGCCAUUAGAAUUACAGAAUAUCUGUAUGCCAAGAAGAUGGCUUUCCGUUACCCAGAACCAGAGAACAAGACUGAAUAUGUUAGAUCAAGAAUAUGGCGAAGCGACUAUGAUUCCUUGCUGCCAGAUGUAUAUGAAUGGCCUGAAUUUUGCAUCACAACCUCCAAAUUACAUGAUUAGAGGCCAUCCUCCUAGAAGAACACUUGCUAAACUGCAGGACCUUCUCCCCACUUUUUCUUGACCAAGUAGUGAAAACAUUUGAGAUUUGCAUUUUCCCCCAUAUUUUGUUGACUUACUCCAUUUUUCCUUGAUUAAUUUCACCAAGUAUCUACAAAUCUUAUUUGUGAUAGACUACAUCACCUACAUUGUUCAUGCUUUUCAAAAAAAUAGUUCAAAUGACUAUAAUGUUCUAAUUCAAACUUGGAGCACAUACCACAUCAUAAAUGUUUAAAAUAUAUAUAUAUAUAUUUUUAAUAUGUAUUUAUUUGUAUUCCCAUUCACUGCUGACUGCCAAAGUAAAGUUACUUCUGCCAUUAUAAGUAAUAAUCUUCUCCCAGCCAAUUCCUUCAGGAUUAUUUAAAAUUCACUCCUGUGGUUGUGAAUAACAAAUUUUGAACUUGAAGCAAGUAAUCCCUUUAAUUAGAAAAUCUACAUUUAUCCAAAGUCUAGAGGAAAGCUUUACCUGGUAUCCAAAAUGUUACUCCUUUAUUCUGCUGCUUUUAAACCAUAGACUUUGUAAAUCUCUGACAGACUAGGUUUUGUGAGAGAGAAAAAGUUUACCAUAAUAUUUAUUCUCUCUAUAUGGCCGAAAAUGUUAUAUGGUAGAGUGAAAUGGGAGCUAGUACCAGCUUUAGAAAAAACUAAAGAAGUGAUCAGCCAGUCUAUUGAAAAAAUACACCAAAAUUGUAAUCCAGACCCUUUUAGUUUUGCAUAGGUAAUAUUGCAUAUCAUUCAUAGCACACUAAUUAAUUGUUCAAACUUGAAAUUAUAUUCUGAAGAAAGAAUAGUUUACAACACUUCCACUUCCUUGAAUUCAAAUGACUCCUUAGAAAGAGGAUAUAAUAUAGUAGAGUACAUAAUAUAACUGUACCAUAUAUACAUAAAUUAUUCAGCUAAAUGUAUUGUUCCUUUCAUAAUCAUCACUUUGGGAAUCUAUGUGCUUCCUCAACUGCCCUGCUAUUUCUCACUAUUUUUUGGAACUCCUUGGAGUUAUUUCAAAGCACUGGGGCAUUGUUUUUGUUUUUACUAAAAUCCUUAUCCUUUGUGGUGGAUUUGAGUUUUACAAAUAACCAAAUUGUUCAGAGAAAAACUGAAGCCUGGCAAUAAGAUGGGUUAUGAAGAUGGGUAAUGCCUUUUGCAGGCUAGGAAUUUAAUAUGAAUAAUAUGAAAUAAUAUUAUUUUUCUUUCUUAUAAAUUGGCUUUUGGAGAUACUUCCAAACAAAGUUCCAGAUUUGAAAAUAAAAUUUAUUUGGAAGUAUACAUUUUGGUCAAACAUAGUACCUCAUAAUCUUAUUUCAAAUAUGUAAGUUAUUUGAUUCUUUCUCCAAAAUAUUCAAGUGCUUUAACAUUAUAGAAAAAAUGUAUAGUGUUCUUUUAAGAGGGAAUCCUCUUUGUUUCAUUUCUUCAAUAGAACAAGUUGUUGAAAAGUGAAUGAUGGAAAUUCUGAGUAUGAUUAAGUGUUUUUGAAACUUAGAAAACUUUCAGUUGAUUUCCUUUUGUAUAAUAAAGCUAUAUAGGAGAUUUAGUUUAAACAAUUGUAAACAGAUGCCCUAAUUAUUUACCACUUAAACAAUCUGUGUUUUAUAAAUCAGUUUCCUAUGAAAUAAGUAAAUUAGGUCCACAGUUAAGCAUUUUUCAUGCUUGGAGAUAAAGCAUUUAACUUUUUUUUCUCAUUGAUCUUCAUUUAAAAUAAGUACUCCUUUAAAAUGAUCCUAUCCAUGAAAUUGUAAUAAUUUGAGGUUCUAAUGUAGUAAUUAAACAGGUGGCAAUAAUUACAGAUAAUUUCAUCUAUUGUUUUUUUGAAGCCAGGAACAAUGCAUUAGAAAGUUAAUUUUAUGUUCUUGGUAAAUAUGUCCAAUACUGUAUCUUCACUGUAUAGUUAAGCAUUUUAGAAAUAAAAUGAAUAUAUUUAAUGAAUGCCCUCAUACCAUAUCUCAAAUAAGGCAGUAUGCUUUGUGUUAACUUGUCUUGGGGAAAAAUGUCUUGCACAUUUUGGUAAUAUGGUUUUCAAGAAAAUGUUAGUGAAAAUAAAACUUGGUAGUUGUAAGUUUAAAAUUAAAAUCUCAAGUUACAUGAUAUCUUUAAGCUGCUAGACACCAGUGUCUCUAUGGUAACAGAAAAUUAAGAAUUUUAUUUUUUACUUAACAAUAGAAGUUUGCUAAUGUCAUGUGAUAAUGAUUACAAAUUCAUGCUGUUUUUAUUGGUGGUAUAUAUAUUACUCAAGAAUUGGUACUUUCUAAAUUGACUACAACAAUGUGCACACUAGCUGAAAAUAUUAACACUGAGAAACAGAUUGGGAACAAACUGGAAAUAACUAAAACAUUUUGGUUUCUAUGAGGGUUGUAUCUGGGGAAUAUGUAAUGACUUUGAUGAGGAACUGAAAAGUAGCUGCACCUUAUAGGAGAAAGAAGAAACUAGAACCAUUGUUAGUUUGUCAGAAAUGGUGAAACAAUGUUAUAAUCUGGUACUGGGUAUAGUGUAGGCAAAUGGAGCACUUUAUAUUCGAAUAAGGGAAAGAUUGCUCCAUGAUAUCCUUUCCCCAAGGUGCAGAGAAGGUUAAUUUACAGUAUAAUGGGAAAAGUAUAUGAGUUUCCUAUUUGGUUUUAAAUGCUUAAAGUAUAAAGUGUGGUAUGAGUUUUAAGUUCUAAACUGUGAAUGGUUUUCUCUGCCAUUUAGAUAUUUUUUUAAAAUACCAACUCAGAUGAUGUUUUUACAUAGAAUGAAUGACUUUUCAUCUAUUUUUGCUAUGCUUAGUGUUUACAAUCUAUAAGUUCACUUAAAUUUAAGGUGUUAUUCUGAGAAAUAAUGUAAUUCAUUUGAAUUGAAGAUACUGCUUCAGAAGGUUCCCUGAAAAUACAUCUAACUACAAUACAUUUCAUUUGUAUUGGUUUAGAAAGUGACUAAUCAAAUAUGACAAACCUUUUUACCUUUGCAAAGAGGAGUAAGAUGAGAAAGCACUGAUUUUUCAAUAGAUUGUUAUUGUCUCCUGACAAUUUACAUUACCCUAGGACACUAAAUUCAAAGACCCUGAGAAUAAGUC